Messenger RNA from Cadophora gregata, 1372 nucleotides. RefSeq lists its product as uncharacterized. Lineage: Eukaryota; Fungi; Ascomycota; Leotiomycetes; Helotiales; Ploettnerulaceae. Gene Ontology annotation, molecular function: double-stranded DNA 3'-5' DNA exonuclease activity; DNA-(apurinic or apyrimidinic site) endonuclease activity; phosphoric diester hydrolase activity. The transcript has a single exon. The coding region runs from base 209 to 1372 and encodes 387 amino acids. Gene Ontology annotation, cellular component: nucleus. Gene Ontology annotation, biological process: base-excision repair. The record is from RefSeq and is a predicted model, not a curated record.
GAGAUGCCAAACACAACUCUAAUGCUUCUCUGCUUUCUGGGUAUCAACAUAUAAUUGCUAUAAAUAUAGUCGAAAGUUAGGGGGAAUGAAAAUACAGAACCAAACAAAUAGCUCGUUUGUUCCUCGGCUCGCCUCCAGCCUCAUCGACGUCAUCGAAAUCCAUCCUCAAAAAAAGCACCUCCAGCGAAAACAUUGAUCCAGAGCCAGCAUGCCACACUCAGAUCUGGUUUCUGGCAAGAAGCGAAGGCGUGUAAAAGAUCGGAGCAUAAGUCCACCACCACUCCGUCGCAAACUCCAACCAGAUUCUGCCACCGUCACUUCAAAUACAUUCUCAAGAUCCCAUGUGUCAAAUCCAACGCGUUUUACAAAGGAGCUACAUAUCAUCAGCUGGAAUAUAAACGGUAUAUCGCACCUACUCCCACCAAUACAGAAGUCCAUCAAAUCAAUCUUCGCCCCUUCUUCACACCAAGCCCAUCAGUCAGAUUCCGAUUCGAAGGGCAAAACAUCUAGCAAGUCACCGCUUCGUACCUUCCUAGAACGCCAUGAACUUCCAGCCCUGCUCUGUCUCCAAGAAGUCAAGAUCGCACCAAAAGACGAGAUUACUCGAAGAGCGGUUGAAAAAGCGGCGAAUCAGGGUGAGGGGCCAAGAUACAAAGCGUAUUUCGAGUUGCCGAGGGACAAGUAUAAUGCGAGAGGUUGGGGAGGGAAAGUCUAUGGAGUGUGUACGCUUGUGCGAGAUGAUUUACAGGACUUGAGCUAUGGACAUAUUAAGACGAAAGGGGUGAUGUGGGAUCAGGAAGGUCGAGUUCUAGCUACGGAUUUCGAGCACUGGAAAUUGGUGAUUAUUAAUGGGUAUUGGCCGAACGGGACGAUGAAUGCGUGGAAAGAUAGUGAGACUGGCGUCUUGAAAGGAACAAGACAUGAUAUGAAGCGAAAAUUUCAUUCUCUCAUGCUUGAAGAAGUUAAAAGGUAUGAGAGAAAGGGAUGGCAUAUAGUGCUGGUUGGCGACAUGAAUGUCGCACGCUCACCUAACGAUGGAUAUCCUGGUAUCAGGCUUGGUGCUGAACAUUUCCAUAACAGAAAAGACUUUAAUGAGAAGUUCUUUGAGUGUGAAGAUGGGAUGCGAGGGGUUGACUCGUGGAGAGAGGUACAUGGGGAGAGGCGGGGGUAUUCGUAUCAUGGAGAGAGGGCUGAGGAGUGGGGGGGGAGUUGUGAUAGAGUGGACUUGGGGAUUGUGAGUAGGGGUCUUGUGGAGAGGGGUGGGUUGGUGGGAGCGGAUAUUUGGGAGAGUGUUUUGGAGAGAGGAGGGAGUGAUCAUGUGCCUAUUGGUGUUACACUUGAUAUGGACGCCUUGGGAAGAUGGAAUGGAUAG